Cololabis saira (Pacific saury) is the source of this 7329-nucleotide messenger RNA. RefSeq names its product ADAM metallopeptidase with thrombospondin type 1 motif, 10 (gene adamts10). Gene Ontology annotation, molecular function: metalloendopeptidase activity. The coding region runs from base 412 to 3780 and encodes 1122 amino acids. Lineage: Eukaryota; Metazoa; Chordata; Actinopteri; Beloniformes; Belonidae. The record is from RefSeq and is a predicted model, not a curated record. Gene Ontology annotation, biological process: extracellular matrix organization; proteolysis. The transcript has 26 exons. Gene Ontology annotation, cellular component: extracellular matrix.
GUUCUCUGGUUCUGCAGAGGAGUUGAGUCUCCUCAGUCCGCCGCCGGCGCCACCUCCUCUGCGGUCCGCUCCUGAGGACAGAGGACAGACUCUCAGCGGAAACUUGUGCAAGAGGACACGAAAAGGGCGACGGGGAGGGCUGAUAACCUGCUGCUACCGCUGAGCCCCCGUUGAGAAGCCCAUGCAGGCCGUUAUAUGAGGACGUCGAGGGGAUCCAUCGCCAACGCCGUGACCGACACGCCGCCGGUGCUGUCAGCUCUCCUGCUCCUGCUGAAACCAUGGCCCAGCGCAGCGCUGAGCUGUCCCCUCUGCUAGGCGACGGGGCAUCCGAGAGGGCAGGAGACAUGUUGGGACAGACGCCCGGGGACCACUGCACUGAAUUCUGUUACUAUAGCAACUACUGUAGUAACCAUGGAAAUGCUAUGGAGGACUGGACUGGUCUGCAUUCUCGUUGUCAUCACGGUUGCCGCCGAGGUCGCAGGCGGUCACAGAGAUGAGUUUGCUCAGUCGCAAGCUGCGUUCCUGUCCAGCUUAGGCCAGUAUGAAAUCGCCAUCCCUGUACGAGUAGGACCAAAUGGCGAGUUGCUGGACACAGAUGAGUCUCAAAACCACCAAAGAAGACGACGGAGCUCUGAGGACAAGCUGCACGACUCUGUCUUCUACCAGGUAUCCACAUCACGGAACAAUUUCCUGCUGAACCUGACUCUGCAGGGAGGCCUGCUGUCCCGGCAGUUCAGGGUGGAGUACUGGAAGAGGGGUCGAUUGGCCUGGAGUCACCCUUACUCUUCCCAUUGCCACUACACGGGACACCUCCAGAACCAGCCGCACUCCAGCAAAGUGGCCCUGAGCAACUGCAACGGCCUGCAGGGGGUGAUUGUUGCAGGGGGAGAGGAGUACCUGAUUGAACCCCUUGUCUCACCAGAUAACCAAACGAGGACGGAGAGGGGGGAGAGAGGGGGACAGAGAACAGAGGGGCGCCCCCAUGUGGUAUACAAACGGUCAUCGCUCCGCCAUCAGUACAAGGGUCGGUCCUGCGGGGUCAUCGAUGAGAAGCCCAUGAAAGGCGCGUCAUGGUGGCAGCGAACCCUGAAGACGCCUCCUCAUCACGUGGGCCGUGGUCAGCUACCUCUGAAGCGCUCCGUUAGCCAGGAGCGCUACGUGGAGACACUGGUGGUAGCUGACAAGAUGAUGGUGGGUUACCACGGUCGCAGGGACAUCGAGCAGUACAUCCUGGCUGUCAUGAAUAUUGUUGCCAAACUGUUCCAGGAUUCUAGCCUGGGGAACGCAGUCAACAUCGUAGUGACGCGGCUUAUUCUGCUCAUGGAGGACCAGCCAACGUUGGAGAUCAAUCAUCAUGCAGGGAAGUCUUUAGACAGCUUCUGCAAGUGGCAGAAAACCAUCCAACACCGGAGCAGCUACGGGAACGCCAUACCGGACAACGGCAUUGCUCACCACGACACCGCCGUGCUCAUCACCAGGUACGACAUCUGCAUCCAGAAAAACAAGCCCUGUGAAACCCUAGGUCUGGCUCCGGUAGGAGGGAUGUGUGAGCCAGAGAGAAGCUGCAGCAUCAAUGAGGAUAUUGGUCUUGGAACAGCUUUCACUAUUGCCCAUGAGAUUGGACAUACGUUCGGGAUGAACCAUGACGGCAUGGGGAACGCCUGCGGGCCACGCAGCCAGGAGACCGCCAAGCUGAUGGCUGACCACAUCACCAUGAAGACAAACCCAUUCAUAUGGUCCGCCUGCAGCCGGGAUUACAUCACCAGCUUCUUGGACUCAGGACUGGGCUCCUGUCUGAACAAUGUACCUCCGAAACAGGAGUUUGUGUACCCCACCACCGCGCCGGGCCAGGCCUACGAUGCAGACGAGCAGUGCCGCUUCCAGUACGGCAUGAGGUCCCGGCAGUGCAAAUAUUCGGAAGUCUGCAGUGAACUCUGGUGUAUGAGUAAGAGCAACCGCUGCAUCACCAGCAGCAUUCCCGCUGCAGAGGGAACCAUCUGUCAGACCAAUACCAUAGAAAAAGGGUGGUGCUAUAAGAGAAUCUGCGUGGCGUACGGUACCCGGCCUGAAGGUGUGGAUGGAGGGUGGGGUCUGUGGUCGCCCUGGGGCGAGUGCAGCAGGACCUGCGGAGGAGGAGUCUCCUCUUCUGUCCGACACUGCGACAGCCCCAGGCCGACCAUCGGUGGAAAGUAUUGUCUGGGGGAAAGAAAGCGCUUCAGGUCCUGUAAUAUUGACGAGUGCCCUGCAGGCUCUCGUGAUUUUCGGGAGAUUCAGUGCUCCAACUUUGACAGCAUUCCCUUCAGGGGAAAGUUUUACAGCUGGAAACCUUACAGAGGAGGUGGUGUGAAGCCCUGCACCCUCAACUGCCUUGCAGAAGGAUACAACUUCUACACAGAGCGCGCUCCCGCUGUAGUCGACGGCACACCGUGUAGAGACGACUCUCCGGACGUCUGUGUAAAUGGAGAGUGCAAGCACGUAGGUUGUGACCGUAUGCUCGGCUCGGAUGUACGCGAGGACCGCUGCCGGAUCUGCGGGGGUGAUGGGAGCAGCUGCAUCUCCGUGGAGGGAGUCUUCAACGACUCGCUGCCUGAAGGAGGCUACGAAGAGGUGGUCAGAAUUCCCAAGGGAUCGGUGUUCAUCCACAUACAAGAGCUCAACAUCUCCCUCAACUACCUUGUGCUGAAGAGUAAAGGUGAUCAGUACUUUAUCAAUGGGAAGCUGAGCAUCGACACGCCUCGCAGGUUCAACAUCGCCGGGACCACAUUCCACUACAGACGGCCCACUGACGGACCGGAAAUGCUCGAAGCUCUCGGCCCAACAAACAUUACCCUCAUUGUAAUGGUGCUGGUGAGGGAGGAUAAGCCAGGGAUCCACUACCGUUUCAACCCGCCACUCAACAGGGAUCCCCUGCAUGCUUUUGCCUGGCACUACAGCUCCUGGUCCCGCUGCUCCGCUCUCUGCGCUGGAGGUGUGCAGAUUCAGCAGGUGGUGUGCAAGAGGCAGACGGAUCGUUCAGUCGUCUACAAUCACUUCUGUGACAAGAAGAACAAACCCAAAGAGAAGAGGAGAUCCUGCAACACUGAGCCGUGUUCCCCAACCUGGUCGACGGGAGAGUGGUCGGAGUGCAGUCGCAGCUGCAAUGGCGGCCUGCGAACGCGGGAGGUUUUAUGUAAAAGGAAAAUCUCUGCCAACGAGGAGAAGAUCCUGGACGACUCGGCCUGCGCGCCCCCCCACCCUUCCUUCACAGAGCCCUGUGGCAACCACAGCUGCCCCCCCGAAUGGCUGGCUCUGGAUUGGUCCGAGUGCACACCCAGCUGCGGUCCCGGCUACAGGCACCGUGUGGUCUUAUGCAAGAGCGGUGAGAGCGGCGACACCUUGCCGGAGUCCAGGUGCCCCAAACACAGCCGGCCCACCUCCAGGGUGCGCUGUAACCUGAAGCGCUGCCCUCCACCUCAGUGGGUGGCUGGUCCUUGGGGAGAGUGCUCUGCCAAGUGUGGCCUGGGUCAGGAGAUGCGCUCCGUGCAGUGUCUGACCCACGCCGGCCAGCCCUCCAACGAGUGUUUGGAGCAUCAGCGGCCUGCAGCCAUGCAGCAGUGCAAGAGCAAAUGUGACCUCAUUCUGCCCAUAAGUACAGACAAACCUGAAGGUCAGAGGCCAAAUAUCAGUCCUGAGUGUAAAGAUGUGAACACGGUGGCCUACUGCCCCCUGGUGCUCAGGUUCAAGUUCUGCAGCCGGCCGUAUUUCAGACAAAUGUGCUGCAAGACCUGCCAGGGACACUGACACCAAGAAAACCCCCCAGCAUCCACUCCUUUGGGCCCUGUACACUCCCACAGUAGGUCUGAAAACCUCCCCACUGAGCCUUGCAACAGCAGCCCUCACGGUGACUCUUCAGAGGAGUGUGGGAUCGAACUGGGACACUAUCACACAGACGCCUGGUCCUGUUAUUGACCAGAGGGACCCUCUUUCUCCCCACCGAGAACGCAGAUCAGACAUCUCAAGGCCAAAGCCGAGUUUAAACAUUCCACUGGAGACGGACGGGGGGGGGGGGGGGGCUGCUGAAACCUGGAGAGCCAGAAGGAGCGAGUACUUGUUCUGCAUCAUCUGUUGUGAUGCACCUCCUCUCUCUGUCCCUCUAAACUUUCCUAUCGUUGCAAUAUUUUGGUGCUAUUGCGUUUCACUUUGGCCACAGGACUCGUCACAGUUCCACUCGUCUUGGCUCGAGUGGCCGAAAACUUUAACCCCCCCAUGUUUCACAGGUGGUAUUUGUUCUGUUUAUUCAUUUCUUUGUAAAGAAUUAUUUUUUUCACAUAUGUUUUCCCACAAAAAAAAAAAAGGAAUAACUUUUAUCAUGAAAUCAAAGAUGUAUUUCUUUGUUAUCUGACGGCUGUUACUUGACCACGUUGUUUUGUGUUUUUGUUCUUUGUUGCAUAUCAACGUGCUCAUCGAGUCUUUGCUGUUAUUCGGUUGUAUGAGCAGAGUUUUCGACCUGCAGUUAGAGGACUUGUGUGUUUUAUGUUUGUCAUCAUGUGAUUUGACUUGAUGCCCGUGUGGAAGCUGCUGAGACGUCUCGGUGCAGUCACCUUCCCUUCCACUUGCCUCGCCAUUUCGCAUUUAGUUUUGCUUACAGGUUGUCAUCUCUGCAGUUUAAAUAUUGCUUCAUGCUGCACAGAGCUUCAGCAACGUUUUAGCCAAACUAGUGUUUCCUCAACCCGGUCAAUCUUCAGAUUACUCCGUGUCCGUUUGUGUCGUGGCUGCAGACCGUGGCAGCUUCUGCAAAAGGUCUCUGGUGUCAUUAUCGGAACAAUCCCUCUGUGAAGACUUGCUGUAAUUUUUUUUUUUUUGUUAUUCUUCUUCAUCAUAUGUUCAGAUGUGCAAAUAAUGCACGCAGUGAGUCAGCUCUGCCGGCAGGAAGAGGCCGUCCUGGCUACUGAGUUCAUACCCAAGACCACAUUACUUUAAAGUGCUGUUUAACAAGAGUGCUAAUCUGAGGAUGGAUUUAUAAAAGAUCUGGCCUCUUUGUACAUCUGGAGUAUUCAUGGCAGGAUGAAACCUUUGUUCAGUCUGCUGAGAGACUUUCAUAGAUUACAGCCAGUUUCUGUUCUCUUCUUUUGGGCCACGCAUGAAUGCAACAGCGUCACACCGUGUCCGUGAUGUUGAUUAGGUAAAUGUUUAGCAGUCGUUGGAGAAGUCUUAUCAUUCACAUGGGGCUGUUUCCAAUGUUUACCUAGUUUUUAGUCUACAACGACUCAUUUGGGGAAAAAUCUAGCUCUGAAAUUGCCAGCUCGGUGUGUUUGCUGUGGAGUUGCUCUCCGUGAGCCGCCAGGGAAAACUGCUUUCUUCAUACAUACUACAAAAAUGUAAUCACUAGACACUGCUGUUUUGCUAAAUUCACAGAAAUAACAACUACAAACUUUUCAGCAGAUUCAUUCAUUCACAUGUCACUUCCCGUGUGAUUUCAUUUCAGAUUUCUUUUUUUUUAUAUUUAGGAGUGAUGUAAUCUGGCUAAAAAUGUGUGUUGUGGAAAAUUUGAGUGGCUCAUUUUUAAAAUACGCCGUUUUAGCUUUUUUCUCCGACCCAAGUGUUGCGCAAAAAAGAUUCAGAGAUGAGUCGUCAUGUCUCACAGCAUCGGUGUGUCAUCCUAGGAAGUCUGCCGUGACGGCGAUCGACGCUGACAGCGGCUCUUUUUUAAUGCUAAAUGUCAAGAUCAUUUCAUUGUGAAGUGGCUGUAUGUGUUUCACGGGGGACUUGGUGCAGUGUUUUUUUUUUGUGGUGCUUUGGUUUUGAAUGGUGCUAUUUGUUCACUUUGCUCUGAGUUAUCAGUUAGAUUCAAAUCUUGUAUUAUUUAGAAAAUCGUUUGAAGCUUUUGUAAUAAUGCCGAUCUGCAAAGCUGGCCUGAGGUGUGACGGAGUAGCUGUAUUAGGAUCCCCCGACCCACCGGCGGCACUUUUUAAAAAUGAAAAUCCUAUGUUUAUUGUUAUUUAAACAAUUUAAUUUACACUCUCUGACGUGAAUCACCUGGCAUAUAGUAUAUCCCAGUAAAUGUAGCUCACUACACUAAUUGUUUUUGAAUUAUCUCAAGUUAUAUGACAGUUACAGCAGAGAGUGACCUCGAGUAAUUUGCUAUUUAGUUUUAGGACACAGUUUUUACAAUAUUUACUAAUUCAUUUUGGAGUGACCAAAUUGUUUAUACAUUCUCAAAUAAAAUCAAAUGUCUUGUAAUUGUCCCUGUGAAACAAAGCAAUCAUGAAGUGUAUUUAUAUUUUGUGUUUUCAGUUUGAUAUCAGAGUGUACGCAUAACUCAUGUCUGCAAAACUGUCAAUCGCUCAAACAGAUUCAGAGAUUUUAGAUCUGAGAUCCAUUUCCAUCCAUGUCCCCGUCUAAAUUCUCCCACGUUGAUCAGCUCUUGAGAUGUAAAUCAUCUCGGUGCCGCAGCUAUCCAGCAUUUUCAUUUAAUUCAUGAGAAAGUAACUGCUGCCACGCGUGACCUCUCGUGCGCUUGCUUGUGUUGAAGAGGAGGGAAGUGGCCGUUUAUUCUUCUGGUGGACUUCAGUCUACCAACAAAUACCCGGAAAAUCAUUUAAAUACUCCACUUCUUGAAAAAGUAAUGACAGAUCAAUCAAAUAUUUGCAAUCAGCAGCUAGAAUGGCGAUCUCUCCUUCAAGCCACAGGGAAGGGCAGCAGCGCUCAUUCCUCUACCCUCAUGGAUACUGAAAAGAAAUCCAGUUAUAACGACUGCUGUACGGACUUGUGAUCCUUCUGUAAAGGGUGGUCAGGUGUACGCCACGUUAAAAGGAGACCAGCUUUUUAUCACCAUACCAUCUGACCACGUUCAAAGUUUACACCUGCUGAGAUCCGACCGCACUGGCCGCGUCCAAACGUGGCCGGGCUGAUCCGGUGAUCCCACUGCAACGAGUGUGCAUCGCUACGCUUUUCACAGAUAUGUUUUUGUGUCUGAAGUGGAUAAGCUAUUUUAACAUGUUAACAUGAGGUGUAAAUCAGGUACCACCAGUGUCUGGAAGGGUUGUUUUUUUUUGUUUUUUGUUUCCUCUACUGGGCUGAUGAUUGGGCUUCACACUGAGCAGUGGAGCUGUUUUUGUUCAAGCUGAAGGACAGUACCAGUGUCUGUUAUUCUGUUUUUUUUUUCACAUGCUCAUUAUAUACGUACUGUAUAUUGUUCAAUAUUAUAGGAGAUGAUUUCAUUUUUUUCCCCCAUGUACAUCUUUUUAAAAGGAAAUAUUAAAUACUAAACAUGGUGCUUUGUUGAUUUCAAAGAAAUGGAUUUGACUUGCAUACUUGCUGAGUGUUUGUGUUUGUGCAAGUACUAAAAUA